CUGGGCGUGCGGGGUGAGCGGCUGGUGCUGCUGCUGCUGUCGCGGCGGCGGCUGUUGCAGCUGCGGGGAGCUGGGCUGGUUGAGCGGCUGCUGCUAAUGGAGAAGUGAUGCCAGCUAAAUGGGGACCCGGGCAGCGGCUGCUGCGGCUGCUGCACGAAGGCGAGGACGGGGAGCGGGAGCUCAGCUGAAGCAUCUACGCUGCUGCCCGCCCGGCGGAAAGAGCCAAGCGCCACCGGUUGCUUGGAGACCUUUGGGUGACAAGCGGCCAACAAGUCUAAGAAAGAGCAACAACACUUUUCAGUGUCUGGAUGUUGUCCUGAUAAAAGCAUCUUGGUCCAUCUGUUCCUGCCCACAGGGACACUCAUCAGUCUAAGAGCUGAAACACACGUUCUGAAGUAUCCCAUUGGGCCAAGCCAUGAGGUUCAGCCUGUUCUUCCCAGUACUCAGAUCCCUAAUGGCUAGGGUGGGGAUCAGAAGGAUCCAGGACCUUAUAGAGGUUCAGCAUCAUGCAGCCAUGUUCUCUUUAAUAUCAAGCGGGAUGGACACAGUCAAGUAUGGCAGAAAAUGAAGAACUAUUGACAAGAUGGAUGUGACAAUGCCAUGGCAAGAAUGUCAGAUUUUUAAACAGAAGCAGAAAAAACAGAACGUUUUGAGAAGUUAGGUGAUGUACUUCUGACAAAAAAAAGAGGGCAAAGAAGCACCACAGCUCAUAAUUUAAUCUGCUAUUGGCUAUGUUUUUGGGAUCUUUGGACAGACUCUACUCAAUGAUGCCAAGUAUAUGAAAUAACACAUUGCCACAGGAAAUGGAGGCUGCACAGGAGAAGGAAGACACUUCAAGACUUUAAACCUUUUCACUGAACUCCAUGAACAAGUACGAAGUUGCUUCUCUGUGUCGAACUUCACAGUUUGAAAAAUAACAUGCCGCCCCUGUGGAACACAGAGAUGCUAAUAGUAAGGAGGCUGUUCAUUUGUUCUGCUGAAUAGGAAACCUCCAGGAACAAUGGCUUCAAAAGUCUCAUGUCUGUAUGUCUUGACGGUUGUUUGCUGGGCAAGUGCUCUUUGGUAUUUAAGUAUAACACGUCCCACUUCAUCCUACACAGUCCAUAAAACUUAUGACAGCAUCUCAAUAGCUAGGAAGAAUGUCUCCUUUGGCAAUAUAAGGACUCGACCAAUAAAUCCUCAUUCGUUUGAUUUCCUCAUCAAUGAGCCGGAGAAGUGUGAGAAGAAUGCCCCCUUUCUGGUUAUUCUCAUCAGCACGACACACAAAGAAUUUGAUGCCAGGCAAGCCAUUCGGGAGACGUGGGGGGAUGAGAACAACUUCAAAGGCAUUAAGAUUUCCACGCUCUUUCUUCUGGGGAAGAACACAGACCCCGUGUUAAAUCAGAUGGUAGAACAAGAGAGUCAAAUUUUCCAUGACAUUAUUGUGGAGGAUUUCAUUGACUCCUAUCAUAACCUGACCCUGAAAACAUUAAUGGGAAUGAGGUGGGUGGCCACAUUUUGUUCAAAAGCCAAAUAUAUCAUGAAAACAGACAGCGACAUUUUUGUAAAUAUGGAUAACCUUAUUUACAAAUUGCUAAAACCGAACACAAAGCCAAGGCGGAGGUACUUCACUGGCUAUGUCAUCAAUGGAGGACCAAUAAGAGAUGUCCGUAGCAAAUGGUACAUGCCUAGGGACUUGUAUCCUGACAGUAAUUAUCCACCAUUUUGCUCGGGCACUGGCUACAUCUUUUCAGCUGAUGUAGCAGAGAUGAUUUACAAAACCUCUCUCCAUACAAGACUUCUUCAUCUUGAAGAUGUGUAUGUGGGACUCUGCCUGCGGAAGCUUGGCAUCCAUCCUUUCCAAAACAGUGGCUUUAAUCACUGGAAGAUGGCAUACAGCCUGUGUAGAUAUCGGCGUGUUAUCACAGUGCAUCAGAUAUCGCCUGAGGAAAUGCAUAGGAUUUGGAAUGACAUGUCAAGCAAGAAGCACCUCAGAUGUUAGGAUGUUUUACAGAUGUAAAUACUUUUUAAAAAAAAUUGAGUAGAGAGUAAAUAGCUAUCUUUUGAUUGGAAAAUGGGGUGUUAACUUCCAAGAGGGGAAGGUCUUCAGUAUGUUUUGUUUGGUCCUUCUUAACAGCUUUGAUUUCUGAUUUACAAACUGCACAAUGUAACGGUCAAAAAAGCUAGAAUUACAUUUGUCUUGUCCAAUCUCACAACUGUAUACAGAGGACAAAUGACUGCUAGACAUUGUACAGUAGAUCCUUGUUACACCUCUGGAAUAGGAACCUUCCUCUAGUCUAAGGCAAGGUGGGCAAUUUGAAAGUUCCCUAGAGCUUUUACCUACAAAGUCUUGUUAAAAGCCUAAGAAUCCUAGUUUCU
Molecule: messenger RNA, 2358 nt
Organism: Rhineura floridana
Lineage: Eukaryota; Metazoa; Chordata; Lepidosauria; Squamata; Rhineuridae
Gene: B3GALT1
Product: beta-1,3-galactosyltransferase 1
Exons: 6
Coding region: 1001-1981 (326 amino acids)
Cellular component (GO): membrane
Molecular function (GO): N-acetyl-beta-D-glucosaminide beta-(1,3)-galactosyltransferase activity
Source: RefSeq, a predicted model, not a curated record